Molecule: messenger RNA, 605 nt
Organism: Owenia fusiformis
Lineage: Eukaryota; Metazoa; Annelida; Polychaeta; Sabellida; Oweniidae
Source: the annotation of a GenBank genome assembly
CCUUAUUGGGAUUACAAAAAAUCCAUCUUUUCUACGUAGGGUAUGGAAAUACGACAAUGUUAAUGUUUCCACUCUGAAUAACUCAAUUCGUCACUCGCGACUUUGUAAUAUAAUUGAAGACUCAAAUGACUUGAACAACAUUGGGAAAGAGUUCACCAGUUCAUUAUUCGAUAUUUUUUGUUCUUGCAUUCCAAAUAAACAAAUAAGAGUAAAAUCAAAUGACAAGCCAUGGUUUACUGACAAAAUCAGAACAUUAAUCAACAAAAGGAACAAAUGUCACUAUGCAUUUCGCCAUUCUAACAAACCUGAACAAUUUGAUAGAUAUCUUGCCCAGUGCACAAUUGUAGAUAAUGCCAUUACUCAAGCGAAACUCGAACAUGAAAAGCGGAUAAUUAGUAAAAUGGAAACACAACAUUUUGGUUCAAAAUCUUACUGGAACAUCACAUCUAAAUUAUUUUCAAACAGUCGAUCUAGUUCAAUACCUAUUCUUGUUGACGAUCUGGGUAAUACUGUCAGGUCAGGCAAAGAUAAAGCCAAUAUUUUCCUGAAUCAUUUUAUUAAAAGUUUUCAUUUUGAAGGGCCUGUUGAUAAUGCUUUUUUACAUC